Vitis vinifera (wine grape) is the source of this 2171-nucleotide messenger RNA. RefSeq names its product putative homeobox-leucine zipper protein ATHB-51. NCBI's taxonomy places the organism in Eukaryota, Viridiplantae, Streptophyta, Magnoliopsida, Vitales, Vitaceae. Gene Ontology annotation, molecular function: sequence-specific DNA binding; DNA-binding transcription factor activity, RNA polymerase II-specific. The record is from RefSeq and is a predicted model, not a curated record. Bases 1173 to 1970 code for a protein of 265 amino acids. The transcript is spliced from 3 exons. Gene Ontology annotation, cellular component: nucleus. Gene Ontology annotation, biological process: positive regulation of DNA-templated transcription.
AAGGUGGAUAAGUUAGAAGUUGAUUUCAUUCACCUUGUAAAAUGCGUUAAAAAUAAUUUGAGAAGUUCAUGUCAAAGCCUUUUCAGUCAUUUACUAAAUUUUUAUCCCGUACUUUUUCCCUCAGGUAAAAGUUUUAGCCCUAGAGAUUGAAAAUUCAAAGGCAACUAAGAGGAAGUCUGAAAGCGUAAAUAAUUUAAGCACAAAAUUCAGAAAUUAAACUAGUUUCUAUUUCCAAGAAUCAACUAGGAAGUGUAGUUAGCGUCAAUGCAGAAAUGAGCUGUUAAUUAAAUGCAAGAAAAGAGCAAAAUUGAUUAGGGGAGAGAGGUGAGGCAAGACUGAAAUACGGAAGCGCGCAGCUAAGAGCUCUGUCUCAUCUUUUUCAGUCUCAUUAGCGCCAUCAUCACUCCAUGGGGAGUCGACGGUCCUCUCUCCUUUCUCUCCCUUUCUCUCGGGGGCCUCCCAUAUGGCCUGUUACCGUUUUCCAUUCCCCCUUCCCUUUCUUUUUCCCUUUUUAUUUUUUUCUGUAAUUAAUUAAUUAAUUAAUUAUUUUUUGGGAAUGAUAACCCCUUAUAUAUAUCAUGGACACACUCUCUUAGACCUGACCAGCGUCAUUGAAUGCAAUUCAACUAUCCAUCUAGGGAGGGGAGAGAGGGAGAGAGGGAGAGAGAGAGGUGUUCAGCUUUCUUCUCUGCCAGUGCAAAGUUAUUGAGGAGGGGGGAAACAGUAGGAUGAGGGGCUUCUUCUUCUUUAAUUUGUCCAUUACUGGGUGCAGCAGAAGGAGGUGGCAGGUUGUGUGUACAUUGUAUGUCACCUUAAGAAGGCCCACAUGGCUUCCUAUGUUGGGUUUUGGCCUCCUCUAUAGAGAGAGGGGAGAGGCAGGAGCAGCAGAAGACAGAGAGCAGUGGUACUAUAGGAGCUGGAGAAUAGCCAGGACGACGCGUGAGAAAGGGAAGGCAUAUUGUCAGUUGUAGAGGAGCAGGUUUUUGGGACCAGAUGGCGACCUUUGAUUCCUUUCCUUUUCCCUUUCUUUCUCUCUCUCUCACACAUACGGACACACACACAAGCACAUUGUUACGCGCUCACGCACACACACUUUGUCUCACAGGUCACUACACUCUGUUGCUUAUUUCACUUUGUGGCACCCCAGAAGAGUAUAGAACCUUACAACUCUGAUGCCACGCCUCGUUAGCCCAGUUUCACCCCUCUGUCCCUCUCUGUGGUCCAUCACCAGCUCUCAACACAGACCAAGCCCAUAUAUUGGGGUAGAUAGGGAGGAGACAGACAAAAGAAAAGAAGCAGAUAUGGAUUGGAAUGGCAACUUAAGACCCUUUGUUUCACGCCCAGAGAGUUCCUUCACCUUCCUCUACAACUAUAACUACGACCCAUAUCCAGUUUCAGGGAUGGAGGUUAAGCACCCAGUAUCAGCGGAGACAGCCCAUGCAAUGGUUCGGCCUAUGGACAAGAGUAGUUAUGGAAACCAGGAAAAGAAGAAGCGACUAACAAAUGAACAGCUAGAGUCGCUGGAGAGGAGUUUCCAGGAGGAGAUAAAGCUCGAACCAGAUAGAAAAAUGAAGCUAGCACGAGAGCUUGGGCUCCAGCCGCGACAAAUCGCAGUUUGGUUCCAGAACAGGCGCGCUAGGUGGAAGACGAAGGAGCUGGAACGCUUAUAUGAUGUCCUUAAACAAGAGUACGAUCUCAUGUCCAAGGAGAAGCAAAAGCUCCAAGAAGAGGUUUCAAAAUUGAAAGGUAUCCUUAGGGAGCAGGCGACUAGGAAGCAAGUAUCCAUGGGCUACACAGAGGUUUCCGGGGAAGAGACUGUGGAGAGCACAUCCAUCACGAUUCGUAGCUCCAACAAGCCACGAGGAUUAAGUCAUCAAAUUGCUGACUGCAACUAUGUGUACACCGCGGAGGAAUAUAACCCAGUGUCGCCCCCUUAUUGGGGUGUUCUGCCGCCUUAUCCUUCAACCUAGGGCUGCUAGCCUAAUUGUUCAUAAUUUUAUCAUAACUUAAAGUUUAGGUUUGUUACAUGAGAGCACCUUAUUUUGUAACCGAAUUUGUCAGUUGGGGUUUAAUUUGGCUGGCUUUUGCUUUCGGAAUGAUGGCAACUAUAUGUCCAUACACACAUCUAGAGAGAGAAGAAAAGCUACUCUAAUUUCCAGGAGUUUCUUUAA